Molecule: messenger RNA, 2705 nt
Organism: Lathyrus oleraceus (garden pea)
Lineage: Eukaryota; Viridiplantae; Streptophyta; Magnoliopsida; Fabales; Fabaceae
Product: G-type lectin S-receptor-like serine/threonine-protein kinase RLK1
Exons: 1
Coding region: 156-2618 (820 amino acids)
Biological process (GO): protein phosphorylation
Molecular function (GO): ATP binding; protein serine/threonine kinase activity
Source: RefSeq, a predicted model, not a curated record
UUGUAUGUUGGUUUAGUAUGACUUGACUAAGUCUACCCAGAAUUUUCAACUGAUAGAAAGACUGUGAAAUGACUAAAUGCUGCAAUUUUUAUGGACAUAAAAAUAGCUAUUUACUAUAAAAAUCUUAUGCACCUAAUUGAUUAUAGAAUCCAAACAUGGCUUCUUCUUUACUUCUCUUUCUCCUCUACUCACUGAUUCUUCAGUCCAUCCGUGUUGUAGCUCAAACCAAAAGUACUAUAGCCAUUGGUGAUUCUCAUACUGCUGAUACCAACACCUCUCCAUGGUUGCUUUCACCUUCUGGUGACUUUGCCUUUGGUUUUCUUCCACUUAAAGACACUGAUAUGUUUUUGCUUUCCAUUUGGUAUCCCAAAAUUUCUGAGAAAACUAUUGUGUGGUAUGCUAAUAGAGACAGACCUGCUCCAAAAGGGUCAAAAGUGGAACUCAAUGCCAAAGAUGGGUUGGUGCUAACUUCUCCAAAUGGUGACAGGUUAUGGAAUACCGAGGGACUCAACAGUGCAGUUUCUCGGGGUGUGUUCAAUGACACUGGCAAUUUUUUGCUCGAGGAUGGCGAUUUCAACCAUCCUUGGGAAACUUUCAGGUUUCCUAGUGACACCCUGUUGCCUUCUCAGGUAAUUGAAAAAGGUGGAAAGCUUUUUUCAAGACUUAGGGAGACAAAUUUCAGUAAAGGAAGGUUUGAGCUCCUUUUACAAAGUGAUGGUAAUCUUGUUAUGUAUUCUGUUAAUUUACCAUCUCGUUAUGCUAAUGGAAACUACUAUGAAAGUCAAACUGAUGGAUCCGGUACAUCAAGUGCUGGAACUCAAUUGGUCUUUGACAGAUUAGGGUACUUGUAUGUCUUGGGAAAAAACAAUGAGAAAUACAAUGUGUCAGGAGAAGAGAGUAAAGUCUCUACCACAGAUUUUUAUCUUAGAGUUACUCUUAAUUUUGACGGAGUCUUCAUUCUUUACAAGCAUCCAAAGAAUUCAACUGAGAGCGAAGGUUGGACCAUAGUAUGGUCUAAGCCCGAUAAUAUAUGCAGUUAUAAUGUUGAUUCAGGUAGUGGUGUUUGUGGAUAUAAUAGCUUCUGCACUUUGGGAGAUGAUAAGAGACCAACAUGUCAGUGUCCAAAAAGUUACUCACUGGUUGAUCCUAAUGAUCCAUAUGGUAGCUGCAAGCCAGAUUUCAUACAAGGAUGUGUAGAAGAAGGAGUAAGUAAAAGAAAUGAUCUAUAUGACUUUGAGGUUUUGAUUGAUACUGAUUGGCCUUCAUCAGAUUAUGUGCUUCAAAGGCCUUUUAAUGAAGAACAGUGUAGGGAAGCUUGUAUGGAUGAUUGUAUGUGUUCUGUGGCUAUUUUCAGGUUAGGUGAUAGUUGCUGGAAGAAGAAGUUACCACUCUCAAAUGGGAGAGUUGAUGCAACACUUAAUGGUGCUAAGGCUUUCUUGAAAGUGAGAAAAGACAAUACCUCCAUCCAGUCCCUUGAUUUUCCUCCAAUUCCAUCCAAUAUGAACAAGAUUAAUAAUAGGGAGGCUUUGGUUGUGGUUGUUUCUGUGCUUUUUGGUAGCUCUGCAAUUCUCAAUGCCGUAUUGAUUGUAGCAAUAUGUGUAAGCAUCUCCACGAUUCUUCAGUACAAGAAGAAGCUUAGAAGGUUUAGCACAAGUGAGACUCGUGUUGAAACCAAUUUGCGUUGCUUCACUUACCAAGAGCUUGAACAAGCUACUAAUGGAUUUGACAAAGAGCUAGGAAGGGGAGCUUUUGGUAUUGUUUAUGAAGGAGUCGUCAACAACAAUACAUCUUCCGAAACUCGUGUGGCUGUGAAAAAGUUGAACAAUUUUUUGUUGGAUCAAGCCCAUCGAGAAUUCAGGAAUGAACUGAAUGUCAUUGGUCUCACCCAUCACAAGAACUUGGUUCGUUUACUUGGAUUUUGUGAGGGUGGAUCUGAAAGAUUGCUUGUUUAUGAGUACAUGAGCAAUGGCACUUUGGCAAGCUUACUUUUCAAUGCUGAUGAGAAACAGAAACCAAGUUGGAAACUAAGGCUAGAACUUGCAUUAGGAAUAGCAAGAGGACUUGUGUAUUUACAUGAAGAGUGCAUUACUAGGAUCAUCCAUUGUGACAUAAAGCCUCAGAACAUACUUCUUGAUGAUUACUUCAAUGCAAGAAUUUCUGACUUUGGACUAGCCAAGUUGAUGAACAUGAAUCAAAGCAAAACCAACACUGGCAUUAGGGGAACAAAAGGGUAUGUCGCACUUGAAUGGUUUAAGAACAUGCCUAUCACAGCUCAAGUGGAUGUGUAUAGUUACGGUGUAGUGUUACUUGAGAUAAUUUCAUGUAGAAGAUGUGUUCAAGAAAUGGAUGAUGAAGAUGAAGAGAAAGCUAUACUGACAGAUUGGGCUUAUGAUUGUUACAAAGAUGGUGCUGUAAGUGCAUUGGUUGUGGGUGACAAUGAGGCAUUGGAUGACAGAGAAAAAUUGGAGAAACUGGUAAUGAUUGCUCUUUGGUGUGUUCAAGAGGAUCCAUAUCUUAGACCAACCAUGAGAACUGUGGUACUUAUGCUUGAAGGUACUGUUGAAGUGCAAGUUCCACCAUAUCCUUCACAAAUUAGUAUUCAAUAUUCUAUAAGUUAGUAGGUUUUAAGUGUAUUGUAAUAUAUUUGCAUUUAUGAUUGUGUAUCAAGAUGUGGUUUUAUGUACACCUUCAAGACUAGUUGUGGC